ACCCAGCAGUGGCUGGCCUUCCUUCCCCACUCACCUCACUCCCACCUCCCACUCUCCUACACAUCGAGGACGCAAGGCGGAGGUAGCCGUGGGGGACUGAGGGGACUAGCUGCCUAGGAGGAGGAGGAGAUGCAGCGGCUCGCAUGGCUGGGGCUGGGGGUGGCGCUGCUCCUGCUCGCGCCGGCUUCUCGUCUGGUCUCAGCUGCCGCGGUGGAGGACGGCCUGCUCACCAAUGGCGACUUUGAAACAGCUCCAGCUGGUGGUUUUACCAAGUCUGCUUCUGUCUCUGAGGGCGCAUCGACGAUCCCAGCUUGGACGAUCAAUGGCACAGUUGAGCUAGUUUCAGCAGGCCAGCACCAGGGUGGCAUGAUCCUUAUUGUUCCACAGGGGGAUCAUGCUGUCCGGCUAGGAAAUGAUGCAGGCAUUGGGCAGGUGGUGCAGGUCGAGAAGGGCGCAGAGUAUGCAAUCACAUUCAGUGCCGCCCGGACGUGUGCACAGCUGGAGGCGCUGAAUGUGUCUGCUGGUGGUGUAUCGCAGACAGUAGACCUUCAGACAUUGUACAACAUCGAAGGCUGGGAUGCAUAUGCACUGGCUUUUCAAGCAGUGGAUGAGCAGGCAAACCUUGAAUUCAGGAACCCUGGCAUGGAGGACGAUCCAACCUGUGGUCCUAUCCUUGACAAUGUGGCCAUCAAGAAGCUCUUUUCUCCGGACAAACCAAAGGAUAGCACGGUGAUCAAUGGAGACUUUGAGGAGGGUCCAUGGAUGUUUCCAAACACAAGCUUCGGUGUUCUACUCCCGACGAACCUUGAUGAGCAGACAUCAGCCAUACCAGGAUGGAUGAUUGAGUCGAACCGUGCAGUCCGCUUCGUUGACUCUGACCAGUACAGCGUUCCCCAGGGGAAGCGUGCGAUUGAGCUCCUCUCCGGCAAAGAGGGAAUUAUCUCACAGAUGGUGGAGACAACCCCUCAGAAAGUGUACAGCCUGACUUUCACAUUCGGCUCAGCAGGCGAUUCAUGCCAGCCACCAAUGGCUGUCAUGGCAUUUGCAGGCGAUCAGGCCCAGAACUUCCACUACUCGCCGAUGGGCAAUGCCACAAGCCAAGCUGCGAAUGUGACGUUCACAGCGCGUGCUGAAAGAACACGUGUUGCUCUCUACAGCGUGUACUACAACACGAGAAGCGAUGACCACAGCUCACUAUGCGGGCCGGUGGUCGACGACGUGCGUGUUUGGGGCUUGAAUGGGGCUGCUGGGUUGAAGGCAAGUAUUGGGCUGCUUCUUGGUAUGGUUAGUGUUGUUGGCCUGAUGAUGUUCUGAAUUUCUUAGUGGUGAGGUUUAAGGAUACAUGUACGUAACCUCCCCUGUAAGGAUGAGGAGGCCACUAGUUUUGGUAGUAAGCCUGAAAUUUCUAUGAGAUUGAGUAAUGUGAGCUUAGGCUAAAGCUACCAGUAGCUAUAUGUGGUUGUGUUGUUACUUUCUUCUGUGAUUCAGAAAGUAGCAAUACAUUAUGGGAUGCUGUGGUAUGUGCCAAGAGCUAGUAAUGUGAGAUGUUAGAAUUGUUCAAAGUUCAUCUCUUCUAUGUAUUAGAAACUUCGAUAGUGUAUCUGCUAUUCCUUUC
Lolium rigidum is the source of this 1615-nucleotide messenger RNA. RefSeq lists its product as uncharacterized. Gene Ontology annotation, cellular component: plasma membrane. Bases 130 to 1314 code for a protein of 394 amino acids. The transcript has 4 exons. Lineage: Eukaryota; Viridiplantae; Streptophyta; Magnoliopsida; Poales; Poaceae. The record is from RefSeq and is a predicted model, not a curated record.